UUCCUGGAGAGAGGGGCCUGGACACGGGUGUCCCCGUGUCCCGAGCCUGGAGGACACGGGAAGGACCGGAGGGGCCCGGCCAGGGAGGCCAAGGACGCCCAGGACUCCCAGGACUCCCUGGGCGCCCUGCUAGGCCAGUUCCUCCCCAGCAGGUUCCAGAAGUUCCUGCGCCAGCUCGGGGCCCAAUGGGUGGAGCAGCUGGAGCGACAGACAGCCUCGGAACCGGAACCGAGCCACCAGAGGGGUGUGUCAGACCACUGGUGGGGACAACCUUCUCCGUGUCCCAGCCGCUCCUUCCUUCCCGACCUGCGGUGCCAGUCAUCGAACCUCCAGAAUAAUCUCAAGAAGGUUUCGAGCCAGUCAUCGAACCUCCAGAAUAACCUCAGGAAGGUUUCGAGCCAUCAGAUACCUACCCUGGGGCCGCUAAGGAGAGAUUGCACACAAUUCACCGAGGCCAAAAAGGCCAACAAUCCCUGCGGUCUACAGGCCCCCAAGCUCAAGGCCGCGCUCAACCGCAGCUCCUCGGAGGAAGCCUCGGGGCACAACAGGCGGUGUAGCCCCUUCCGAGUGCGAUUUGCUGACGAGACCCUACAGGACACAGCGUUUCGCUACUGGGAGCGGAGAUGUGCACUCCAGCAGGGCAUCAACAGGAACCGGCCAGCCCGGCCAGCCCCCUCGUCGGACAGCUUGGAGCCCGUGUUUGGGAGCAUCAGGAGGUGGUUGGAGAAUUUGCCCAACACCCUGGACUCCAAGCCCCAGAAGGGGGCCACGACCAGCGCCAGGGCCAGCUGGGACUGCCCCGGCCUGCCCAACCUGGGGCGGCAGAGCCACCUCUCUGAGGACACCCUCUCGAGCAGCACCCAGAGGUGGCGACGAGACCACAGAGCCUUCCUGGGCACCCAGGACAUUCUCGACCAGGUGGACAGGUCGCCCUGCUCCUGGGGCCAGAAACUGGAGUCCUUCCUGCCCCGCCUGGAGCUGAAGCGAGGCGGUCCUAGGGGGUACCAGCUGCUCCUGCCGUCCGCUCUGCAGUAGCAGGCUCCGUGACGCGUGGCCCCGGGACCCCACCCAGCCGUGGACACGGCCUGGGGUGAGGACAGGCCUUCCUUGCCCUAAAAUAAAUGUGCAUCCCAGGGGGCUGGGACCUGCUGCCAUGUCUCAGUCUCACCCAACAA
This is a messenger RNA of Myotis brandtii (Brandt's bat), 1175 nucleotides long. RefSeq names its product chromosome unknown open reading frame, human C9orf50 (gene CUNH9orf50). The transcript has 7 exons. The annotation marks the transcript as partial. NCBI's taxonomy places the organism in Eukaryota, Metazoa, Chordata, Mammalia, Chiroptera, Vespertilionidae. The record is from RefSeq and is a predicted model, not a curated record.